Messenger RNA from Anopheles marshallii, 525 nucleotides. RefSeq lists its product as uncharacterized. Lineage: Eukaryota; Metazoa; Arthropoda; Insecta; Diptera; Culicidae. The transcript is spliced from 2 exons. The record is from RefSeq and is a predicted model, not a curated record. Bases 1 to 525 code for a protein of 174 amino acids.
AUGUCUGAAACGCAAUUUGUGUGCGAUCUAUGCGGUCAGCGGUACUCCACCUUCGAGAUUCUGAUGACACAUAAUCGUCUGAAGCACUAUCAUACGAUCAAGUUCGGUUGCGGAUACUGCAACGAGACGUUUCGCCUUGAGGAUGAUCUGUACUGUCACUUCGUCCUUACGCAUCGUGUUGAUCCGUACGCAAAGUCACGGUGUAACAGCGCUGGUUCGGAUGAAUCUGAGGUGUGCGGCGGUCCGGAGGAUACACCGAUCCGCCAGUCGGAAGGAACGGAAACGAGCAACACUUAUCCGUGUGGCCAGAUGCGGCUGAUCAGUGAAAGUGAUGAUGGUUCGGAAUCGAUCUGUAGCAGUUCGGGGGAGGACUCCGAUAGUGACGGCAGCGAUUUGGAGUUGAACUACAACGAACUGUACAUGAGACGGAAACGUAGUGCAAUGACGCAGGAAGAGAUAUCGGAGCUGACUGAUGUGUUUAAGAAGUCGGUCCAGUCGACCUACACCACAAAGCUGAAAUUAUAG